Gastrolobium bilobum is the source of this 2132-nucleotide messenger RNA. RefSeq names its product BTB/POZ domain-containing protein DOT3. Gene Ontology annotation, molecular function: protein binding. NCBI's taxonomy places the organism in Eukaryota, Viridiplantae, Streptophyta, Magnoliopsida, Fabales, Fabaceae. The coding region runs from base 89 to 2023 and encodes 644 amino acids. The record is from RefSeq and is a predicted model, not a curated record. The transcript has 6 exons.
ACAACACCUCAGUGUCUCUUAUAUCAUUUAGUCAUCAAAAUAGAAUGAUGUCUAUCCUAAGCUUACUGCAGUUAGCUAAAGAUUCACCAUGAAGUCUCUUCAAGUGGCCCAAGUACAAGACCAUGGGAGUCACACUGAUAGAAUUGAUCAAGUUUCAGACAAAAGCAUUGUAGUUCCUAACAAACUCGUCAUAAUAGCUGAUAGCUUCAAAGGCGAACAUUCAUGGUUCAUUGCUCCUCAAAUCCCAACAGAUUUUUCAGUUCAAGUUCAGGAAACCACUUAUGGUGUUCACAAGUACCCCUUGAUAUCAAAAUGCGGCUACAUAGGACGAUUGGAAGUUCAAUCUUUGAUCUCAAAUUCUGGCAAUGAGCUCAAGCUUGAAAACUUUCCAGGGGGAUCUGAUACAUUUGAAACAAUUCUAAAAUUCUGUUAUGGCCUCCCUAUAGACUUCAACCCAGAUAAUAUAGCUGCACUAAGAUGUGCAUCAGAAUUCCUAGAGAUGACUGAAGAACUAGAAGAUGGAAAUCUCAUAUCCAAGGCAGAAGCUUUCCUCACAUUUGUUGUGCUCUCUUCAUGGAAAGACACUAUCACUGUUCUGAAAUCUUGUGAAAAUCUAUCUCCAUGGGCUGAAAACCUCCAAAUUGUCAGAAGAUGUUGUGAUUCCAUUGCUUGGAAGGCUUCCAAAUAUGACCCCACAAUUGAGGAUGCAGUAGCUAAUCAAGAAAGUUGGUGGUUCAAUGAUGUGGCAAACUUACGCAUUGAUCAUUUUAUGCGGAUCAUUUCAGCAAUAAGCGCAAAAGGAACCAAACCAGAGAUCAUUGGUAAAUGUAUCAUGCAAUAUGCCAAGAGAUGGCUACCAGGAAUGGAUGUAGAGUUAGAAGGACUAAGAGGAUAUGGACAUGGAAAGAGUAACCUACAAUUCAGUAUUUUUAGUGGGAAGAAGAAAGAAAGCACUGGACACAGCAAUGAGCAAAAGACAAUUAUUGAAAGCCUAAUAAGCAUAAUUCCUCCUCAACAAGAAGCUGUCUCAUGUAAGUUUUUGUUGCAGAUGUUAAAGAUGGCCAUGAUGUAUUCUGUAUCACCAGCUCUUACUUCAGACCUCGAAAAGAGAGUGGGUAUGGUAUUGGAGGAUGCUGAGGUGAAUGAUCUUUUAAUUCCAAGAUAUCAAAAUGGAGAUCAAGGAAAAACAAUCAAUAGCAGCAUGACUAAUUCAUCUGAAGAAUGCACCAUGCAAGACAUAGAAGUAGUCCAACGGAUUGUUGAAUAUUUCUUAAUGCAUGAGCAACAGCCGAUGCAUCAGCAACAAAAUUCUGGGAAAUUCAAUAUUAGCAGGCUCUUGGACAAUUACAUAGCUGAAAUUGCAAGAGAUCCAAAUCUUUCAAUCACCAAGUUCCAAGUUUUAGCUGAAUUGCUACCAGAAAAUACUCGAUCAUGUGAUGAUGGUCUCUAUAGAGCCAUUGACACCUACCUCAAGACCCAUCCUUCACUGACCGAGCAUGACCGUAGAAGACUCUGCAAAAUACUGAACUGUGAAAAACUGUCAUUUGAUGCAUGCAUGCAUGCUGCACAAAACGAGAGAUUGCCUCUAAGAACUGUUGUCCAGCUUAAAAGUUUUCACCUGAACGAAAGAAAACUAGACAUGCAGGUUCUAUUUUCAGAGCAAGUAAAGAUGAGGGCAGCAAUGCAAGAGAAGGAGCCAGCACAAAAUGGAAUCAACUCUGAACAUGAUGGAAACCAGAUAUCUGCAGCUCUGGACAUUAAAUCACUCAAAGCAGAACUUGAGAAUGUAAAGUCCAAGAUGGUAGAACUGCAGAGUGACUACUUUGAGUUGCAACAGGAGUAUGAAAAGUUAAGCAACAAGCCAAAGAAUUUAUCAGGCUGGAGUUUAAAUUGGAGGAAGAUUAAAAAGUCCUUUCAUACAAAAACAGCAGGGGAUGAAACUGAAAAUGGUCAGGAUAUACCCAAGUCAUCAAACCCCGUACGACAUAAAGGAACCCCUAGAAGAAGGGUCUCAAUGUCUUAAAAGUAUUUCAUUUUCAACAUAAAAAAUUAUGUAGCAAAACACCUAUCUAGCCAUUUUUAUAUGAAGCAUAUAGUCUAAAUUUUAUAUCUAAAGAUAUUGUUGACUUCAA